Trifolium pratense (red clover) is the source of this 927-nucleotide messenger RNA. RefSeq lists its product as uncharacterized. Bases 26 to 637 code for a protein of 203 amino acids. Gene Ontology annotation, cellular component: cytoplasm. Gene Ontology annotation, molecular function: translation regulator activity; zinc ion binding; mRNA binding. The transcript is spliced from 2 exons. Lineage: Eukaryota; Viridiplantae; Streptophyta; Magnoliopsida; Fabales; Fabaceae. Gene Ontology annotation, biological process: positive regulation of cytoplasmic translation. The record is from RefSeq and is a predicted model, not a curated record.
GAAGAAUAGAAAAGUGAUUGAGUUUAUGGAGUUGAAACAAGGUAACAUGUCUGUUGCAGAGUAUUCCGUUAAGUUUCAGUCCUUAUGUAGGUUCGCACCACACUACAACACUGUUGAGGCCGAGCAUGAUAAGUGUGUGAAGUUUGAGAGUGGUCUGAGGCCUGAGAUUAAACAUUUGAUCGGAUUUUCUGAGAUUAGAGACUUUCCAACAUUGGUAAAUAAGAGUCGUAUAUGUGAUGAAGAUGGAAGAGCUAGAGCGAACCACUACAAGAUGACUAAUGAAAAAAGUGGCAAGGAUGGGAACCGUUGGAAACCCUAUGAUAACAAGGGGAAGAAGCAUGCUGAGAAUAAUAGUGGUAAGAAAGACGUGAAAUGUUUCAAAUGUGGAGUUUGGGGGCACAAAGCAGAUGAGUGCAGGAGUCAAGGUUCAAAAUGCUUUAGGUGUGGGAGAUUCGGUCACAAGUCUAAGGAUUGCAAGAACCCAAUCACUUGUUUCAACUGCAAUGAGGAGGGUCACAUUAGUCCCGAUUGUAAGAAACCAAAGAAGAGUGGGGGAAAGGUUUUUGCUUUGGAUGGUGGUGAUGCAGCGGAGGAACCGCUGGUGGAAAUGCAACUUGGGAGUUGGAAAGCAAGAUGAGAAGUUCUUAUCUGAAGUUGUUUUUAGGUUCCCAGGUCAAGGAUACUGCUGUCAGGGAGUAGUUGCUUGCUUGCUUAUUUUAGCGAGGAGAUUGGCAAGAUGCUUCUCCGUUUAUUUUGUUUUAUUUAUUUUGGGAUGUAAUAAUAGUACUUAGUGUCGCUCUGGUAGUGUAACACCGGGACAAGUUGAUAUUUACUUUAUAUCUUAUAUAUGUCGGAUGUAUGUGGUUUUGAUAGCCUUACUUUCAUAUGUGAAAUUUAUUUUAUGAAAUGCAUGAGUAAUUCAUAUGA